CCUCAUUGUGACCCCCACUGAAUGCCGAGCGGACCAUGAUCUUGCCUCCCUAGUCUUCGUGGGUCUGGUCGGUUGGUCUGGUCGGGUCUGGUGGUCUCCUAGACUAUACCGAACCCCUCCACAACCACCCACCCCAAAGAUAAUAGAAAUAUAUAUUACAUAGAGAUAUAUAGAUGCAUAUAUACGAACAUCAACAGAAGAAGGAAUUAGGAGAGAGCGAUAAGGUCCGGCAGCUGACAAUGGAGGGCCUCCAUACCAAACCCAGCUUCUUCCUCUUCUCCCUCUUCUUCCUGGCCUCUGCUGCCCUGUCCGGCGCCAAUGUCGCGGAGCUUGACGACCACUGGCAGAAGAAGGCGGAAGAGGCGUUCGCUAGAUCCCGCGCCGCUUACCACCCCGACCCCGAGGGCGUCACCAACCACUUCAAUCAGGCCGUUCACUUGGCCCUGGCGCAGGCGCGCAACAGCACUCGGAGAGGCCUGAAAGCCGUCCGUGCAGACAAGUUCCGGCAGGGGCAGUGCGUGGCCAGCAACCCGAUCGACCGGUGCUGGAGGUGCCAGAAGGACUGGAUCAAAGACCGCAAGAAGCUGGCGUCGUGUGGGAAGGGGUUCGGUCGCAACGCCGUGGGUGGCAGGGACGGGGACUUCUACGUGGUGACCGAUCCUUCCGACAACGACCUGGUGAACCCCAAGUACGGGACGCUCCGGUGGGGCGUCAUCCAGGACCGGCCCCUCUGGAUCAUCUUCGCUCGCGACAUGAUCAUCAGGCUCUCCGAGGAGCUCAUCAUCAACAGCAACAAGACCAUCGACGCCCGCGGGGCCAACGUCCACAUCGCCUUCGGCGCCCAGAUAAGCAUCCAGUUCGUGCAAAACGUCAUCAUCCACGGCCUCCACAUCCAUGACAUCAAACCCGGCAACGGCGGCAUGAUCAGGGACUCCCUCCGGCACUACGGCUUCAGGACCAAGAGCGAUGGCGAUGGCAUCUCCAUCUACGGCUCCAGCGACAUCUGGAUCGACCACUGCUCCAUGAGGAACUGUGCUGACGGCCUCAUCGAUGCCAUCGAGGCAUCCACUGCCAUCACCAUUUCCAACUGCCACUUCGCCCGCCACAACGACGUGCUGCUGUUCGGUGCCAGCGAUUCGAACGAGAGGGACUCGAUAAUGCAGGUCACUGUUGCCUUCAACCACUUCGGGAAAGGCCUUGUGCAGAGGAUGCCGAGGUGCCGCUGGGGCUUCUUCCACGUCGUCAACAAUGACUACACCCACUGGAUGAUGUAUGCCAUCGGUGGUAGCCAGCACCCUACCAUCAUCAGCCAAGGAAACCGGUUCCUUGCUCCCCCUAUGAGAUUCGCCAAGGAGAUCACCAAGAGGGAUUACGCGACCGAAGAUGUCUGGAAGCACUGGACAUGGAGAUCUGAGGGUGACUUGAUGCAGAACGGAGCCUUCUUCCGCGAGUCUGGUGCUCCAGCCAAAAACAAUUUCGAUAAGAAGGACUUCAUCAAGGCGAAACCAGGGACAUGGGUGAAAAGGCUCACACGCUACGCCGGUCCGCUCGGCUGCAGAGCCGGCCGUGCAUGCUAAUUAAAAAUGCCUCCUAGCUCCCAUAUCUCGAUGGAGGGAGGGAUGGAUGGAGGGCGAAGGGCCGUGUCCUCGCCACACCGGAGAGAGGACGAGAGAAAAAGAGAGAAGGCAUGUGUCCAAGUGAAAGACCGAGAGGAGUUUAAAAAAAAUUCUACUGUGCAUGCAAUCGUUGUUUGAGAUUUCAUCGAUCAUUUUAUGGCGUAUUUAUUUAUUAGUAUUAUUUUCUUUUUCAUUUUUGUUUUAGGCUUCCCAUUUCCUGCAGAGCUAUUCUUCAAUGAAAUCACAAAUGAGUCGAUUGUAGUUA
This is a messenger RNA of Phoenix dactylifera (date palm), 1881 nucleotides long. Its product is annotated as pectate lyase. The record is from RefSeq and is a predicted model, not a curated record. NCBI's taxonomy places the organism in Eukaryota, Viridiplantae, Streptophyta, Magnoliopsida, Arecales, Arecaceae. Gene Ontology annotation, molecular function: pectate lyase activity.